AUGGCUCCUGGUCGUAAGGGUCCUAAAACUAAUAAGCCCAAGCUGGCUCCUGAAAAGGAGAGAUUCGUUCAGUGUUGUGCUGAUAUUACAUUAGAGUUAACCGGUUCGCUUACAUCUGGUAAGACAUCAGAGAUUAAUUUGAACGGACUUAUCACAAAAUAUUCCAAGAAAUACAAGUUGAAACAACAGCCAAGACUUACAGAUGUCAUUAAUGCCAUUCCAGACCAGUAUAAAAAAUAUUUAUUACCUAAAUUAAAAGCUAAACCCGUGAGAACCGCUUCAGGUAUAGCUGUUAUCGCUGUCAUGUGCAAGCCACACAGAUGUCCACACAUCGCAUAUACGGGGAAUAUUUGUGUCUAUUGCCCAGGUGGUCCUGAUUCUGAUUUUGAAUAUUCUACUCAAUCUUAUACCGGUUAUGAACCAACAUCUAUGCGUGCCAUUAGAGCUCGUUACGAUCCGUAUGAACAAGCUCGUGGUCGUAUCGAACAAUUGAAACAAUUAGGUCACUCUAUUGAUAAAGUAGAAUAUAUCAUUAUGGGUGGUACUUUCAUGUCGUUACCAAAGGAUUAUCGUGAAGAUUUUGUGACUAAACUACACAAUGCACUUUCAGGCUACAAUGGUAAUGAUAUUGAUGAAGCUAUUCAAUAUUCACAGCAAAGUUUGACUAAAUGUGUUGGUAUUACCAUCGAGACACGUCCAGAUUAUUGUACUCAAACACAUCUAGACGAUCUUUUAAAAUACGGUUGUACAAGAUUAGAAAUUGGUGUUCAAUCCAUCUACGAGGAUGUCGCUAGAGAUACAAAUCGUGGUCAUACUGUAAGGGCAGUUUGUGAGACGUUCAGUGUCGCCAAAGAUUGUGGUUACAAAGUGGUCUCUCACAUGAUGCCUGACUUACCCAACGUUGGUAUGGAACGUGAUAUUGAACAAUUCAAGGAAUAUUUCGAAAAUCCUGCAUUCCGUACAGAUGGUUUGAAGAUUUAUCCCACUUUAGUGAUUAGAGGUACCGGUCUUUACGAACUUUGGAAAACUGGUAGGUAUAAGUCUUACAACGCUAAUGCAUUGGUGGAUCUCGUUGCAAGAAUCCUAGCACUUGUGCCACCUUGGACUAGAAUUUACAGAGUGCAAAGAGAUAUUCCAAUGCCAUUGGUUACUUCUGGUGUGGAUAAUGGUAAUUUAAGAGAAUUAGCUUUGGCGAGAAUGAAAGAUUUCGGUACUAAAUGUCGAGACGUGCGUACGAGAGAGGUCGGUAUCCAAGAAGUUCAUCAUAAAGUACAACCUGAUCAAGUAGAAUUAAUUCGUAGGGAUUAUUAUGCCAAUGGUGGCUGGGAAACAUUUUUGUCCUAUGAAGAUCCAAAGAAAGAUAUCUUAAUCGGAUUGCUACGAUUGCGUAAAGCCAGUAAGCGUUACACUUACCGUAAAGAGUUUACUUCACAAAGAACGUCGAUUGUUAGAGAAUUACACGUUUAUGGUAGUGUGGUACCACUACACUCUAGAGAUCCUCGUAAAUUUCAACAUCAAGGGUUUGGUACUUUAUUGAUGGAAGAAGCAGAACGUAUCGCUAGGGAAGAGCAUGGAUCUGAGAAAAUAUCAGUGAUCUCCGGUGUCGGUGUUAGGAACUACUACACCAAGUUGGGUUACGAUCUUGAUGGUCCAUACAUGUCGAAGCGUAUAAGCUGUGAUGACUAA
Messenger RNA from Zygosaccharomyces rouxii, 1686 nucleotides. RefSeq names its product Elongator subunit ELP3 (gene ELP3). The transcript has a single exon. Gene Ontology annotation, biological process: tRNA wobble base 5-methoxycarbonylmethyl-2-thiouridinylation. NCBI's taxonomy places the organism in Eukaryota, Fungi, Ascomycota, Saccharomycetes, Saccharomycetales, Saccharomycetaceae. Gene Ontology annotation, cellular component: elongator holoenzyme complex; nucleus; cytoplasm. Gene Ontology annotation, molecular function: iron-sulfur cluster binding; acyltransferase activity, transferring groups other than amino-acyl groups. The record is from RefSeq and is a predicted model, not a curated record. Bases 1 to 1686 code for a protein of 561 amino acids.